AUUAUGGACCGGAUAAGCUGUGAGAUUCCUGUGGACGAGCUGCCAACCGUGCACCCUGGGAACGAGACAAGCAGCAGCGAAGACCCAGCAACAGACACGGGAGGACAGCAGGACAAGGAAGAGGACAUUCUAUCGGAGGAAACGUACGGGGGAAACUCUGCCCAUCCUCCCUUACAGAGUCAAACAGAGCAGACGGACGGGCCUGUGGUGAAAGGUACUGUGGACAAACGCUACAAAUGUGACCAGUGUGACUACAGGACAACUGAGGGGUCUCACUUAACUAUUCAUAAGAGAAAACAUACUGGUCAGAAACCGUACAAAUGUGACCAGUGUGACUAUUCUGCAUCACGGAAAGGCCAUUUAGAAGAACACAUGUCUAAACACACUGGAGACAAACCCUACAUGUGUGGGGAGUGCGGAUACAGGACAGCGGACAGACGUAACCUAUCCAGGUACAUGAGAAAACAUACUGGGGAAAGACUUUACAAAUGUGAUCAAUGUGACUAUUCUGCUACACAGAAAGUCAAUUUAGACACACACAUGGCUAGUAAACACACCGGACACAAUCCCUACAAAUGUGACCAGUGCGACUAUUCAGCUUCAAGGAAAGGCCAUUUAAAACAACACAUGCUUAGACACACCGGAGAGAAACCCUUCAUGUGUGGGGAGUGCGGAUACAGGACUGCUUACAGGUCUAGCCUAACGCUGCACAUGAGAAAAUAUACAGGUGAGAAACACUACAAAUUUGACCAAUGUGACUAUUCUGCUGCACGGAAAAGUGAUGUGGACAAACACAUGGCUAAACACACUGGAGACAAACCCUUCAUGUGUGGGGAGUGUGGAUAUAGGACCACUGACAUGUCUAGCCUAACGCUGCACAUGAGAAAACAUACGAGGUGA
Messenger RNA from Branchiostoma belcheri (Belcher's lancelet), 900 nucleotides. RefSeq names its product zinc finger protein 525-like. Gene Ontology annotation, cellular component: nucleus. Gene Ontology annotation, biological process: regulation of transcription by RNA polymerase II. The transcript is spliced from 2 exons. Lineage: Eukaryota; Metazoa; Chordata; Leptocardii; Amphioxiformes; Branchiostomatidae. Bases 4 to 900 code for a protein of 298 amino acids. The record is from RefSeq and is a predicted model, not a curated record. Gene Ontology annotation, molecular function: RNA polymerase II transcription regulatory region sequence-specific DNA binding; DNA-binding transcription factor activity, RNA polymerase II-specific.